AUGACCAUCUUCUCUUUCACUCUCCUGAUUGCUUUUUCCUUGGCAAUCACCCUCACUCAAACCUCUCUUUUACGGCCGGAAGUGGAAGCAAAGUCUGGUGGAUUUAGCAUUGAGCUGAUCCACCCUUCUUCUAAGAGAUCUCCUGCUUCCCUUUCCAUUGAGUUGGUUCCGGAUUUUCUUGGCAAUUACUUAAUAAAUUUUUCAGUUGGAACCCCACCAAAGUUCCAACUCGCAGUGGCCGGAAGUACUUUCAUGAACUGGAUACAAUGCGAGCCAUGUGUCCAGUGCUACUCACAACACCUCCCCAUAUUUAACUCUUUAAAAUCUUCCACCUACAAGGCACUGCCUUGUGCCUCUCCUAAAUGCUUCCAAGAUAACUGUGAGGGAAGCCAUUGUACCUAUGUCGCGGAAUAUGUUGAUCAAAGUUACUCGUAUGGUGAUUUAGCCGUGGAAAUGUUUACUUUCUACUCUCCACAAGGAGUUGAGGAAAUUUCUUUUCCGGAUAUUGUGUUUGGAUGUGCUCAUAGAUCCAAACUUGAAACUACUGCUCCAAAGGUAUCCGGCAUAAUAAGUCUUACCAAUUCUCCGCAGUCCUUAAUUUCACAAAUAAUUCCCUCUUUUGGAAAAAUAUUCUCCUAUUGCUUUGUGCCUUUGGCACAGUUAGAUGUCCCAAGCACACUGACAUUUGGUGAAAAUGCUUGGGGGAGUACUGGAUCACUAUUCACUCCUAUGCUUGUGAAGGAGUUGGAUCCGUCCUAUUUCCUAACCCUCGUGGGGAUAUCGAUUGGUGGCAAAAGAAUCGAUUUCUUUGGUAAUUCCUCAAAUAUAUUCCGAGAGGGAAAUAUUAAAAUAGACUCAGGAACUGCCAUGACAGUCCUUCCAACAUCAUUCUACAGCCAAAUCAAAACAACAUUUAUACAAGCCAUCGAUGCAGAACCGUUAGUUUAUGAGAACUCAAUUAGCCUCUGCUACAAGGACUUGACUGUGGUUCCUUCGGUAACAAUGCAUUUUAUUGCAGUGGACCUACCUCUAUCGAAGGACAAUAUAAUGUUUCCCAAGGGUGAAGGAAUUUGGUGCCUAGCAUUUCGACCAACGGAAGGUCAACCGUUGUACGGGAAUGUGGCCCAAACAAACUUUCUAGUCGGUUACGAUCUGAAUAAAAUGACCAUAUCUUUCAAGGCCACUGAUUGUACCAAGUUGGCCUGAUUAAUUAAUUUAGAUCUCAAAAUUUAAC
This is a messenger RNA of Solanum dulcamara, 1234 nucleotides long. RefSeq names its product aspartic proteinase CDR1-like. The record is from RefSeq and is a predicted model, not a curated record. NCBI's taxonomy places the organism in Eukaryota, Viridiplantae, Streptophyta, Magnoliopsida, Solanales, Solanaceae. Gene Ontology annotation, cellular component: extracellular region. The coding region runs from base 1 to 1206 and encodes 401 amino acids. The transcript has a single exon.